AUGCGUAUGAUGCGUAGCUCGCAAGUUUUGGUUGUCUCAGUAGUGCCGUCCUUGUCCGUCAGCGUGUCUUCACUCACUGUUAGCGCGUUAUGCGCGCCUGACACGGCCGCGCCACCAGAACCGGACAAGAAUUCCAACUGCACAACCUCCCAGACGUGUGACGUCACCACCCCUCUCCUCUACCCCCCUCCCCACGUAGGAAGAAACGCGUGUCUCGCGCGCAACACGCACACUAACACCAACUCACUCACACUCAUACACAAGAGCCUUAAAGACAUACCCAACACAGAACCCAAACCGCCACCGCAAGAAGAACAAGUGCUAUCUGUGGCUAGACCCACUCAAAAUUCCACUAGAAUGCUUCUAGAAAACUCUGACAGACUCAACGAAAUCCGAUCCUACCAAAGACCGCUGGAAUACGUCCCCAAUGACGUCAGUUCUCAUGAAGAAAAGGCGCCCAAACAAACAAACUUACUCCAAGAAGUGAAGGUGGAAAAGCCAAAAUGGGGCAUCAGAAGAUUCUUCGAUCGACUCAACAAAAAAAUGGAUACAGAAGUCAAAUUGGUCCCCGAAAGUUCCAAUACGAAAACUACCAUAAUUGAAAAGCAAAACAACUAUGAUCGACCUACAAACCUCGUUCUUAAUCAAGACAGAAUAUACAGCUUAGAAGGACCCUGUACGCUAUCGCCUCCUAACAGAACAUUAUCUCCCAAUAUGAUGAUAGAAUCGGAUCUGAAUCGAGAAAACAACGUAUUCGGAUUCAAAGAGUUACCAAGCGAAAACGACCCCAAAAACCAGAAUCAGAUAUUCGCGGUUAUAGUCCCUAAAGCGAAACCAUUAGAUGUCGAAAUGCGAAAGAGAGGCAGCACGGAAAGUAUUAAUAAGUUUAGGACUUCAAUGUCUUCUCAGAGCAUUUUCAAGUCCGGUCAUUCUGAAUCCGAAGAUUCCACCGUCAAAAAAAGGUUGAGCUGCGAUAAUAGGAUCAUUACUUCCAGCGGCAGGUCAUCCAGGGCCAGUAUAAACUUGGAACUCCAAUACAUAAACGCCCAGACCGAAAACUACAGCAACGACAGUCCAUUCGAUUUAAAUUCGGACUGCUCAAGCAGCGAGGACGAACACCUAAUGCUGCUCUCAGAGAACGGUGUCUCAAAAAUAACUAUGCAAGCGGUACCGAAAAGCGACAUCGAAAAGAAAAAGUUCCAAAACGAUGUACUAAAAGAAGCGAGUCAAGUCACGGACUUUGGUUUCAAUAAAUUCCAUAAUAAGUACACUAAUUUCGACAACGAAUUCAGCGAUCCGAAUGACAAAGAGAACAGUGUUAAUGGCUAUAGUGGCGACAAUCCCGUAUACUUAGCUGCUUUGAAUGGGGAAAUAGAUACUUCUGAAUUGAAGUUCAUUGAGGGGGAAAGGGAGCCUAAAUCGCCGAAGCCAUCUUUGAAAAACUUGACCAUUAAGAGGCAGCAUUCUUUGGAGCAGGUUUCGGAGAUAUUUUCGUCGUCUGGGGAUUUGAAUCUGCAGAAUCCCGCGGGUAGGGUAAAAACUCCGGGAGAUUUACCAGUGGCGGUGAGGCGUGCAAGGAGAGAUAGGGCAUUACAGAAAGGUAGGGCUAGCGAGUGUAAUAGAUUGAGCUUGUAUGACGAUAGAAUGAUGUUUGGCAAUAGUCUUUAAAGUGACGUGUGUUGGUUGCUUAGUCAGUGACUGAUGUAUGUGAGGGAAGGUAGACAUUUACAUAAUAAUAUGAAGUGACAGCAUACAAAAGACAAUGCCGGAAAUUGUCGUCUUUUUUUUUUC
Messenger RNA from Ostrinia furnacalis (Asian corn borer), 1791 nucleotides. RefSeq lists its product as uncharacterized. Lineage: Eukaryota; Metazoa; Arthropoda; Insecta; Lepidoptera; Crambidae. The transcript is spliced from 2 exons. The coding region runs from base 1 to 1668 and encodes 555 amino acids. The record is from RefSeq and is a predicted model, not a curated record.